Messenger RNA from Dothidotthia symphoricarpi CBS 119687, 1932 nucleotides. RefSeq lists its product as uncharacterized. Gene Ontology annotation, biological process: positive regulation of transcription by RNA polymerase II. Gene Ontology annotation, molecular function: transcription cis-regulatory region binding; DNA-binding transcription factor activity, RNA polymerase II-specific; zinc ion binding. Lineage: Eukaryota; Fungi; Ascomycota; Dothideomycetes; Pleosporales; Dothidotthiaceae. Gene Ontology annotation, cellular component: nucleus. The record is from RefSeq and is a predicted model, not a curated record. The transcript is spliced from 2 exons. The coding region runs from base 1 to 1932 and encodes 643 amino acids.
AUGGUGGGAACAACAAAUGCUGCCAAUGCAGCAAAGCAAGCCGCCGCAAAGAUGCAUCGCCGCUCACGAACAGGGUGCUUCACAUGUCGCUUGCGACGAAAGAAGUGCGAUGAAGGAAAGUCUUCCUGCCGCGCCUGCAAACAUCUUGGUCUCAAAUGUGAAUACAAAAGGCCGAUGUGGUGGAGCAACAACGAGCAGCGACGAGGCCAGAAGGAUCACAUCAAGAACAUAAUCAAGCGCACCAAGCUCAACGAGAAGAGUGCGCAAGGAGUUCCGAUCGGCACCAACACUCCACCGAGCCUCUGCCACUCGAUGCAAACCGCAGACACCUUUUCAGACGGAAUCGCAUGCACUCGUGCGCAGUCUGUCGAUUCGCAGAACUCUCUGGACUACAACUUCAAUCCCACGCCCGACUUUUACAACUCGUCAAUGCCCCCGCCAAUGUUUGCACCAUCUUUUACCCAUCCUGGACACUUUGCACCGUACGAGAUCGACAUCAAGACUGAAACUCAAAUGUUCAUCAACGACAUCCCCACACGGCGAGACUCCACAAUAUCUACAUUUAGCCACUAUCAAACACCACCCGCUGUAGGACAUGCAUACCCGACUGACAACUGGGUACAACAAGAUUACUUCGAGAGCCGCCGAGAGUCUUUCGCCGAGGAACCACUUGACUUUCCUGCCUUCGAAUUUGCUCAUGGUUGCUUCAGCCCCUCACACCAACCCAUGAUACAAGUCGAAGAAUGUGAUCAGCAUCUUCUUACUCACUUCAUUGAGAACGUCAUGCACACGGUUUAUCCCGUUCUUGAGGCAAACCAGGCUGGCUCUGCCCGCGCGGAUGUCAUUCUCCCAGCACUUGAGACCAACAAGGCUUACCUACACUGCUGCCUGAGUGUUGCUGCUUUGCACAUGAAGACUACUCAAGGCCUCCAGGGAGACGAGAUCGACAACGACAUCUAUCGAAACCGCUAUGCUACCGUCCAACAACUCACCGACUCGCUUUUCCGUGACAACGAUCAUGCACAGACCCUUGAAGCUACUCUUGGUAUGAUUUUCUUCCCGUGCUCGGUCGGACGGCUCGAUGAUGGUCUCCCUGAUAUUCCAUGGCACCAGCACUUCCUGGCAGUUCAGAGUCUCGUCCACAAGCUCGAACUUCCAGCACAAAUGGUCGCUCUGAACGGACAGCCACACUCCCAGCCUCCUUUCAACAUGACACUUACUUCUUGGAUCGACAUCCUCGGUGCAACUAUGUUGGGCAGAACGCCAUCCUUUGCCGACACCUACAGGGAGAAGCUUAUCGCCGAUGCAUCCUCUGGCCUUGCAGAGCUCAUGGGCUGUGAAGAUAGGAUCAUGUACUUGAUUUCGGAGAUUGCCUGUCUCGAGGCGCUCAAACUUGAGAACAUGGAUGAUGUGCAAUUGUGCCAGCACAUCCAGCUUCUCGGCGAGCAAAUUAGCUUAACAGAGCCACCACAUGGCGCGCUCAACCACGCAUAUUCGGGGACCGGAGAGAUUCUCCCAAGGCAACUCCGCAAGAACAUGACUGCAAUCUAUCGCCUAGCCGCCCGCAUCUACCUUUGCAGCCUGGUUCCUGACUACGACCGAACGCAGCCGACCAACGUCAACUUGGUGAGCGCGCUGAGCAAGGCAAUGGAGUACAUACCUGCUGGUCCUCACGGGUUCGAUCGCUCCCUUGUGUGGCCUCUCCUAGUGGCUGGAUCAGCUUCACUGCCAAGCUCCAGCUUCCGCAACAUGUUCUCGGACCGCGCCCUCCAGUUGGGCGAGUCCUCAAACUUUGGUUCCUUUGGAAAGAUGAAGGAGCUCCUGAGUGAGGUUUGGCUGAUUAACGACGACAACCUCGCAAAGGGCAACAAACAGAGUGUCCACUGGCGGGACACGAUGCAUCAGAAGGGCUGGGACUUUUUGCUUAUCUAA